AUGGACCUUGGUAAACUUAACUCAGAAGGCGUGCUACCAAUUUCUACAUCUUGUCACAACUUUGAUCCCGCUAAAGAUUCUCACAUCCCCCAAAACAUGGAAAAGACUUAUGAUUCAGCUCCAGGUGGUGUCGAACACAAUGAUCCCGACCAAGAAAACAAUGUCAAUGAUGAAAACAACGUCAACAAAGAAACAAAAGUCAAUGAAGAGAACAAUGUGAACUCAGUAAAUAACACCGAUCAAGAAAAUUAUCCGGGGGAAGUGAUCCUGGCUGACAAAAGGUUAACGUGGUAUCAGUUUGGUGAAAGUGAAAUGCAAGAAAGCACAUCUGGUACAUGGGAAUCACCUUUCAUCGAGGACCAUGUCCACCAUCAAAUUAAAUCUCCUGAAAGCCAUGACAAUCAGAUCAAACGAAUCAAUAAGCGUCAAUUGCUCCCAAACCAACAAGCGGCAGGAUCUAACAAGCGCCGACACCACUGA
Molecule: messenger RNA, 480 nt
Organism: Melampsora larici-populina 98AG31
Lineage: Eukaryota; Fungi; Basidiomycota; Pucciniomycetes; Pucciniales; Melampsoraceae
Exons: 3
Coding region: 1-480 (159 amino acids)
Source: RefSeq, a predicted model, not a curated record